Messenger RNA from Corticium candelabrum, 1873 nucleotides. Its product is annotated as serine/threonine-protein kinase PAK 1-like. Gene Ontology annotation, biological process: regulation of MAPK cascade; protein phosphorylation; intracellular signal transduction. The transcript is spliced from 18 exons. The record is from RefSeq and is a predicted model, not a curated record. Gene Ontology annotation, molecular function: ATP binding; protein serine/threonine kinase activity. Gene Ontology annotation, cellular component: cytoplasm. NCBI's taxonomy places the organism in Eukaryota, Metazoa, Porifera, Homoscleromorpha, Homosclerophorida, Plakinidae. Bases 72 to 1631 code for a protein of 519 amino acids.
UAGAGAUAUCCUCGUGUGGACCUUCACUCGUUUCACGACUGCACUCGGGCCGUUCGCGCUCUUUUACUCUCAUGUCGGACGACAAAAGUCCCGCGCCACCACAGCGCGGCGUCUCGAUGCGCGCAGACCCGACAACAGGCUCACCCAUCACAUCCUCCAUGACGGCUCCGCAGAGACCUCUACCGAGCGCUCCAAGCGAAGAUAAGAAAGAGAAAAAAAGCAAGAGCUCAAAAGGCGGUCUAUUUUCGAGCAAAAAGGCAGAGGGAAAGCGGCCGCUCAUCUCAUCGCCGCAGAACUUCGAGCACACCGUGCACGUCGGUUUCGACGCGCAUACUGGAGAGUUCUCGGGAAUGCCUGAAGCAUGGGCUAAGCUGUUGAUGCAUUCAGGAAUAACGCAGGCUGAAAAGAAAAAGAAUCCACAAGCCGUUAUAGACGUUUUGAAAUUCUACAAUGCUGACAGAGAACCCGAAGAAAAAUACAUGACCGUUUCAAAGAAACCUUCCUCCCAGAAGCCAUCCAUUACUGACCCAUCGAUAUUCCAGAAGCCGGCCGACCAAUUAGAACCUGUAAGGGAAGCGCCGGAACCUCCUCGUCAUCGAGAAGUUGAGGCGAUGAAACCUCCGGCCAUUGCUCCUAGACCAGAGAUGACGAAGACGAAGCCAUCUCAUUUUGAUACAAAAUCACCAGGGAAAGAUCAGCCAGCAGCUCAAAUGAGAGGGAAAAAGAAACAGAAAAUGAGCGACGAAGAAAUCAUCAGUAGACUAAAGCAGAUCGUUAGUGUAGGCGACCCCAAGAAACGUUACACGAAGUUUGAGAAGAUCGGACAAGGUGCUGCCGGGACUGUGUAUUCUGCUAUUGAGAUUGCAACAGGCAAUGAGGUUGCAAUCAAGCAGAUGAACCUUCAACAGCAGCCGAAGAAGGAGCUGAUCAUCAAUGAAAUUCUCGUUAUGAGAGACAACAAGAACAAAAACAUUGUGAACUAUCUGGACAGUUACCUUGUGACUGACGAGUUAUGGGUUGUGAUGGAAUAUCUUGCUGGCGGAUCUUUAACUGACGUUGUCACUGAGACCGUAAUGAGCGAAGGGCAGAUCGCUGCAGUCAGCAGAGAGUGUCUUGAGGCGUUGCGGUUUCUUCAUAACAGUGCUGUGAUUCAUCGAGAUAUUAAGAGCGAUAAUGUCUUACUUGGAAUGGAUGGACAAGUCAAACUGACUGACUUUGGAUUUUGUGCUCAAAUCACACCAGAGCAGUCGAAACGUUCGACAAUGGUAGGCACACCAUAUUGGAUGGCUCCGGAGGUCGUCACUCGCAAGGCAUAUGGACCUAAGGUUGAUAUCUGGAGUCUGGGCAUUAUGGCAAUUGAAAUGAUCGAAGGAGAGCCUCCGUACUUAAAUGAAAACCCACUUAGGGCUUUAUAUCUUAUUGCAACGAAUGGAACUCCUGAGAUUCAACAUCCCGAUCGACUUUCUGAAGAUUUCAGGAGUUUUCUUGCGUGUUGUUUAGAUAUGGAUGUGGAUAAGAGAUAUGACGCUGAAAGGUUGCUUAAACAUCCGUUCUUGAAAAAGGCAGCUCCUUUGACAAGCCUAACACCUCUCAUAUUAGCAGCACGAGAGCAACAGAACAAGAAUCGCUGACACCAGCCACUGACUUCUCCAAACCAAUACGGAGUGAUCACAAUCUUUUGUACGAGUUGAACCUCAUUACUCUAACCAUGUACUGUACUAUUGUAUUGUGCAUGUGUUUUUUUCUAUGUCGUUCUGUGCAUAUAUAUUAGACUUCGAUUUGUAAAUCUAUUUGGGAUGGGCUAUGUCGUUUGUUAAUGAUGCCCUUGUUUAUGUUGAACGAGAGUGUGAUUAAUAUGAGGAUAAGAAAAUGA